AUGGAGGUGUGGUCUCUUUGGUAUUUUGUCAUCCCUUUCCUUGUUGUAAGUGUGGCAACUUGGAUUUCUUGGUGGAGGAACCCUAGUUGUAAUGGCAGACUACCUCCAGGUUCCAUGGGACUUCCACUUAUAGGGGAGACCCUUAAUUUUCUUGUCACAUCCAAGUCCAUAGACAUCCAUCCUUUUAUUAAGGAAAGAAUGAAAAGAUACGGUCCAUUGUUCAAGACAAGUUUAGCAGGUCGACCAGUGGUGGUGUCGUCAGAUCCUGAUUUCAACUUUUUCGUUCUCCAACAAGAAGAAAAACUUGUGGAACUAUAUUACAUGGAUUCCUUUGCGAACCUGGUUCACAAAGAAAACAUAAAUGAAGGUGGUUACGUGCACAAGUAUCUCAGGCAUGCAAUUCUGAGUCACUUUGGCUUUGAGGCUCUCAAAGAAAAGCUACUGUGUCAGGCUGAGAAUGUCAUAAACCAUGGAUUUCAUGAGUGGACAAAGCAGACAGAGGUAGCUGUAAAAGGCCAAAGUGCUGCUAUGAUAUUUGGAUUUACUUCAAAGAUUUUGAUGAGUUAUGAAUCGGAAAAAUCUGAGGAAAAUUUAAGUGAAUAUUUAUGUAGCUUCUUGCAAGGACUUAUGACAUUCCCUUUGUACAUCCCUGGGACAGCUUUCUACAAAUGUAUAAAGAACAUGGGAAGCAUUUCAACGGCGAAGAACUUCAUACCAUUUGGAGGAGGGAAUAGGACAUGUGCAGGAGCAGAAUUCAGCAAGGUUCUGAUGGCAGUCCUUUUACAUGUUUGGGUUACCAAAUACAGGUUCACCAAGAUCAGGGGAGGAGACGUGGCCCGUACACCAGUUUUGGAAUUUACAAAUGGUUUCUUCAUCAAAGUUUCAGAAAAGCAUCCAUGA
Messenger RNA from Theobroma cacao (cacao), 900 nucleotides. NCBI's taxonomy places the organism in Eukaryota, Viridiplantae, Streptophyta, Magnoliopsida, Malvales, Malvaceae. The record is from RefSeq and is a predicted model, not a curated record.